ACCACUUUCUCUCUCUUUCCCUUUUUCACAGCCAUUUGUUAGAUUCCUCUCUCUCUCUCUCUCUCUCUCUCUCUCUCUCUCUCUCUCUCUCUCUCUUUUAUAUUGGAUUGUAUUAGACUGAUUUGCUCAAUGAACCGAAAGGAAAAAAAAAAUCUCUGAAUUUUUCUCUUCCGUUGUUUCGGUUUCUAAAUUUUCUGGGUUGUUCUUAUUUUCCUCGGACUUUUACUUUCUUGAAUUUUCUCAGAAGAAGUUUUUUUUCACUCUUGUUUGUGGGGUUUUUAUUAUUGGCUUCUAUUAGUUUUUCUGCAGGAAAAAAAACCUUUUCUGGGUUUUUCUUCGCAGAGAAGCUUCUCAAUAUCCAGUUUUUGUAUAGCUCAAUAAUAUACAAAACCAAUAAUCAUAAACUCAGUUUCUCAGAGUCUCUUAUUCUUGUGAAAUUAUAUAUAUUAAUUUUUGAAAAAAGAGGGAAAAGGAAAAGAUGGGAAAGCAAGGGCCUUGCUAUCACUGUGGAGUUACAAGUACACCACUAUGGCGAAACGGGCCACCAGAGAAGCCGGUACUGUGCAAUGCGUGUGGUUCGAGAUGGAGAACGAAGGGAACAUUAGUAAACUACACACCGCUUCAUGCUCGUGCUGAAGGUGAUGAGAUUGAGAUUGAGGAUCACAGAGCUCAAAGGAUAAUGAUCAAGGGAAUGUCUGUGAACAAAAAGAUUCCAAAGAGGAAAUUAUAUCAAGAAAAUUUCACUAUUAAAAGAGCUAACUUGGAAUUCAACAACGGUUUCAAGAUGAAGGCUUUAGAAGAAGAAGCUAGCAAUAGAUCGAGUUCAGGAUCGGUUGUAUCGAACUCCGAGAGCUGUGAUCAAUCUAAUGCGUGGGAAACGACUUUUCCUUGCAAGAGGAGGACAUGCGUGGGGCGUCCAAAGGCGGCUUCUUCUGUUGAGAAGCUCACAAAGGAUCUCUACAGUAUUCUACAAGAACAACAAUCUUCUUGUCUCUCUGGUUCUUCUGAGGAAGAUUUGCUUUUUGAGAACGAAUCACCAAUGGUGAUAGGACAUGGGAGUGUUCUUAUGAGAGAUCCUCACUCUCGAGAAGAGGAAUCUGAAGCUAGCUCACUCUUGGCUGAGAGCAGCAAGUCCUCAUCAAUGCAUUCUGUUAAAUUUGGUGGAAAAGCUAUAAAGCAGGAGCUGUUCAAGAGGACCAAAUCUCAAGCCUUGGGAAGACAUAGUUUAUCACUCUGUAACAUAGAUUUGAAGGAUGUUUUCAACUUUGAUGAGUUCAUGGAAAAAUUCACAGAGGAAGAACAGCAAAAACUGAUGAAAUUACUUCCUCAAGUUGACUCUGUUGAUCUUCCUGAUAGCCUCAGAAGCAUGUUUGAGAGUUCUCAAUUCCAAGAGAACUUCUCCUUGUUUCAGCGACUUGUGGCAGAUGGUGUUUUUGAGACAUCUUCAUCUUCAUCUUCUUCCUCUAGAUCAAAACUUGAAGACAUCAAGACACUUGCAAAGCUUGCUCUAUCCGAUCCUAACAAAUCACAUUUGUUGGAAAGCUAUGACCUGCUCAAGGAACAGAGAAAAGGGAUUGAAGACUCUGUUACUGCAACAUCAAGGGUCUCAAACCCGAAUCUAUCGAAUAAUCAUAGUCUUGUUACCAUUGAAAGACCUUGUGAAAGCUUAAACCAAAACUUCUCAGAGAAAAGGGUUGUGAUGAGGAGCCCCAAAGACGUGAUGAAGAUUAGAUCAAACCUCAUGGAAACCGAAGAGUUUUUAGAGAACAGUGUCUCUUCCUUUAACCCUAUGAGCAAAGCUUGCUCUAUGAUGUUUAGCUAUGAAGAGAACGAUAUUUCUGACCAAGAUCUUCUUCUUGAUGUUCCGCCGAAUGGAUCAUUCCCUCAAGCAGAGCUUCUUCACAUGAUAUGAUAUAGAAGAAAAAGUUUCUCAAACUCAUUGGUGUUUCUCAAAACAAAGGCUUAAAAAAGACUGACUUUAUAAAGAUAUCUCUCUAUCUCUAAUGAUUGAAGAGAAAACUCUUUUACAAUUUAGGCUCUUCUGAGAAAAUGAGGUCAAAUGAGAUUAGGAAUUGCAGUCUUGCAGAUAUAAAAAAAGAAGAAGGAUUUUUAUGUAUGAGCUCUUUUUGGUGAUCAUAUAUAUAUAUAUAUAUAUAUACAUAUACUGUCUUUUUGUUCUUGUUAAACUCGAA
Messenger RNA from Eutrema salsugineum, 2192 nucleotides. Its product is annotated as GATA transcription factor 27. Lineage: Eukaryota; Viridiplantae; Streptophyta; Magnoliopsida; Brassicales; Brassicaceae. The record is from RefSeq and is a predicted model, not a curated record. Gene Ontology annotation, biological process: regulation of DNA-templated transcription. The coding region runs from base 479 to 1912 and encodes 477 amino acids. The transcript has 7 exons. Gene Ontology annotation, molecular function: zinc ion binding; sequence-specific DNA binding.